AUGCGAAUCACGGCGAAACGGUUAUUUCGGAAUUCUCCACUCGCCACGUUCGAUCGGAAUGGCAAAAUGCUAAUCCACCUGCUGAUCGUCGUUUCGCUCCUGGAAGCCAUUGGCGCCUUUCAGCCGGAGUUCGUGGAAAGCAUUUCCAACGUGUCCGUGGCCGUCGGACGCGAUGCAACCUUCACGUGUCACGUGAGACGUUUGGGCGGCUAUCGGGUGGGCUGGCUCAAGGCCGACACCAAGGCCAUCCAGGCCAUUCACGAGAACGUGAUCACGCACAAUCCCCGUGUCACGGUCAGUCACUUGGACCAGAACACGUGGAAUCUGCACAUCAAAGCGGUUUCCGAGGAAGAUCGCGGCGGUUACAUGUGCCAACUGAACACGGAUCCCAUGAAGAGCCAGAUUGGCUUCCUGGACGUCGUGAUUCCGCCGGACUUCAUCAGCGAGGACACCUCCUCGGAUGUGAUUGUGCCGGAGGGCAGUUCCGUGCGACUGACAUGUCGGGCCCGUGGCUAUCCGGAGCCGAUUGUCACCUGGCGACGAGAGGACGGCAACGAGAUUGUCCUGAAGGACAAUGUGGGCACCAAGACCCUGGCCCCCUCGUUUCGCGGCGAGGUGCUGAAGCUGUCAAAGAUCUCGAGGAACGAGAUGGGCUCCUAUCUGUGCAUCGCCUCCAAUGGAGUGCCCCCAUCGGUUUCAAAGCGCAUCUCCCUCAGCAUACACUUUCAUCCGGUCAUCCAAGUGCCGAAUCAAUUAGUCGGCGCACCACUUGGCACUGAUGUCCAAAUCGAGUGUCACGUCGAGGCCUCGCCCAAAUCAAUUAACUACUGGAUUAAGGACACGGGAGAGAUGAUUGUGACAUCGGGCAAGUACCAUGUCCAGGAGAGUUCGCAGUCCAUGUACGAGACCAAAAUGUCAAUGAUAGUCAGGAAGUUCCAGAAGGACGAUGUCGGAUCCUAUCGCUGCAUAGCCAAAAACUCACUGGGCGAAGUCGACAGCAGUAUCCGUUUAUACGAAAUCCCCGGACCGAAUCGUAAUAAAAAUCCGCUGAACGGCAGCGGAAAAGGCGGCGGCGGAGGGGCGGGCGGAAGCCUGGAUGCGGAUGCCAAUGACAUUUUGAAGCAGAAACAACAAGUCAAAGUCACCUACCAGCCGGAGGACGAGGAGCUGCAGUACGGAUCCGCCGAGGAUUUCGAGGCGGAGGGCGGCGAGGGCGGGCUGACACCCUUAUCGCCGCACGUUUACUACACCAGCGGCAAUAAACCGGCCACACAUAAGCCGGGCAACUCCGGCGGCAAUCAGCAUCAGCAUCAACAUCAGCAGCACCACCAUCACCACCACCACCAGCAGCACGGCGGGGCGGGUGGUGGUGGCCCGGGUCAGCCAGGUGGCGGUGGGUCGGGGUCACCAGGUGGUGGCGAAAUGGGCGGCAUCACCCGCAAACCACCGCCAUAUUACGGCGGCAAUACGGAAGUGCGCGGCCCCAUCGACAACAACGAAAUGAGCUCCGGCUCCGGCGAUUCGCGACCACUGCGUCGGGGUCACCAUCUGCCCCAGCUCCUCCUCUCCCUCUCCCUCCCCCUCUCCAUCCUGCUCUCCCUGCCCAGGAGCUGGCACUGUCGACAGCCGUUCUUAAUGGGCCUGUCGACCCUGUCCGGCCUUUUGCUCAGCCUUUUAUAAUACGCAGUCUAAUGGACUCACCAGCACAUUCAGCAGCAGACUCAACAACACACGCAUGCAACGAAGGAAAAAUGGGUCUGAAUGGGCCCACAAUAAGACAUUCAUCGAGCACACCUACUCUAAACCAAAGUGUGUAAUACUCAGUCUAAUGAUAUCCACAAUACUUUCACCAACCCAGAAAGACAAAUGUUGGAGUACUUCAACAGUGAAAAACAACUCACGUAUUGAGGUUUGUAAUUUUUUGUCCAAGGGACACUGCAAAUCUUCAACAACACUUUCACUAGCAGUCUGCAAAACACAAUCUCCCAGUCAAAGAGAAAAGUCCAAGGGACUAAGUAUUCAUCAAAGAUUCAACAACAUUUUCUCCAAACACUCAACAACACUUUCACCAACAGUCUCUCAAUCAGACAGCGCAAAUGAUUUAGUGUGUAAAAGUCCAAGGGACUAAACAGUCGCCAAACAUUCAACAACAAUUUCACCUUAUACUCAACAACACUUUCACCAACAAAUGUUUCAGUGUGUCGAACCUCCAACGGACUGAGCAUUCACCAAAAACUCAAAAACACUUUCACCAAUGGUCUCUAAAACACGUACUCUCAACCAUUAAGAGAACCAAACAUAAAACACACAUGUUGUAGUAGCAAAUGUUAAAUUGUUUAUAACAUAAAAGAAAAACAGGAAUGGUGUUCGGAGGCAUCCAUAAAUAGAGAAUGUAUUUAACGCAAGAAUUUCUAGUGUUACCGAAACAUUUUUUAAGGGGGUUGCGUAGUUAAGUAAUCAAAGCUAGCCAAAGAUUAAGCGGUACCCAAAAGCAUUUACAGUGUAUCGAGCACUGAGAUUUUUUUUCAUAGCAUAAGAUAACUCUGAUUCCAUCGAAGGAAAGCACUUGAUAUUUUUUCUUGCUUUCAAUUCUACAACUUCCGCUCUAUUUGUUAUUAAUCAACCCUUUCGGCAGCCAACUUUUUGUUGAUUUUCUCAUUUAAAUUUUGGCGGCUGACACACCUUUUUUUUUUACCAAUUUCCCAAACCGAUUUACAAAACUUUCGAAAGGUCAAUUAAUAUGGAAAAGUAACACAAAAACAAAGGAAAACUUUUUUGAUUUGUAGGAAAAAAAUGAUUUCUUUUACUUUUGGUUUGUUAUUUGUUAAUUUGGGCUACUUUUGACUGACUUUUGUUCAUUUGUUCAACUUUGAUUGACACUUGUAAGGUUUUGGAAGAGGGUGGGACUUUAUAAUAAAUAGACUUUGAGACCUUUUUUAAUUUAUUUUGUUGUGAGGAGAUUUGUUAAUUGUGUUGCUGCUGUGCCUUUAAAUGUAAUUAAAUUUCUUAUUUUUAUGCAAAUGAUUUGCACACAAGCUGCUAUGCCUUUUAACCCCUAUCCCUGUCAUAUGCUGCCUUUAACCCCUGUUUUACCAACUAUUUCUUGGUGAAUGCCAAAACUUUUGGUUUCUUGUUGUCUUAUUUUUGAAGUCCUUGCAGCGGAGUGCUUUUUUUUUGUUUUAUUAUAUUUUUUUGUGGCAACGUCUUGUGGGUGUGUUUUUUUUUUGUUUUCUGCAAAUGUGUGUAUGGCAGCUGUGGGGCACAAGUUGUGGACACAGAAAACUCUCGGCUCCCAUCUGCGUUGCAUUUGCUUUUGAUGAAUUACUUGCAUGUCAGUUAACCACACACACACACACACACAUAUCGCACACCCACACAGCCACGUUUUUAAUGAAAUGAAAACUUUUUGGCAAAGUGAAUUUCAUUGUAAGCAGCCCCCGAACCUUCAAACCCCAAACAAUCCUCUGCCAAAACUUAAAACUAAAGUGAAAUAAAAAAAAACGACGAAGACAGCUACAAAUAUACAAAACCGCCAAAAACUGCCACUGAUGAUGAUAAUAAGACGCUGACAACCGCAGCAACAGCAACAUGAACACAGCAGCAACAUCAGCGGCAGCAACAGCAACAGCAGCAACCCCAAGAAACAUGUCACCAGCAGGGGCUUUAGUGGGUUAACAGAGGGGGUCAAAGGGGGCCAAGAGGAGGGCCAAAAUGUGGGGGAGCUUUAGCCACGUUGACACAAGUGUUUCAAAUUACACAGGCCCCCAAGAAAAGGAAGCCAAGCAGCAACGUACAACAUCGAGAACUAGUCAACCGGCAGCAACACUUUUCCUGAUGUUGCAAGUUGCUGCUGUGCAAGUUGAUGUUGCUGCAGUUGCUGCAGUUGCUGCCGCCAUUGUCCAUUGAUGAUGUCUUUGCUGCUCGUGUUAAUGUUGAUGUUGCUUGUUUGUCAGUCACCCCAUGUUGCCACAGGAAAGCUCUGCUAAGCGUUUGCAUUUUCUUUUAGUAUUUAAAAUAUGGUUGCCUUGAAAAGUCUUGGGUUUUACUGAUUUGCUUUGCCUUAAAUAUAUUAAAACAUUUUAUACAGUCUUUUAAAAGUAAAAAUAUUUAUACUUUAAAGAUUCAUGCUUCAUAUGAAUGAUAUUAAUUUAUUUAAAACUGAUUUGGUCAUUUUAAAAAUAUUAUAAUGUAUUAAACGAGGUCGUAUAUUUUCUCUAAUUAAAUAUUUCUAAAUUCCCAGUACAAUUCGGUGGGAUUAUUUCUAUUACCAUUGCAUUUUGUGCCAAUUCAGCUAAUUCAAAGGGUGAUGCUGCUGCGGGGAUGUUGCUGCUGCCACUGAAGUUGCUGCUGCUCACAUCACUUGCAUUGUUGCUGUUGCAGUAGCUUCUUUUGUUGUUAUCCUUGCCACACACAUUUGCCGCCUUUAAAAUAGCGCUUCCUUUGUUGUCCUUUGUUGUAUUGCGUAAAUAGCACAACAAAUAUAAAUACACAGCAGCAAUAUUGCCAGACAAACAUGCACAAAAGGACAAUCACACAGGGAGAAACGUUGUAUAGUUGUAAUUAAUUAAAGUUUGUGUAUAUUAAAUUCUUAAUUUCAACUAACCAUAUAUAUUAUAUUUUUCAUUAAAAUUUUGUAUAGUUCGUAUGAGCUUUUAUGUGUUUUUACAAAGUAGAUUACUUUUAUUAUCUGUUUUUAAAUAUAAAUAUUAAAAUGCUUUUACUUAAACUGAUAUUAAAUAUUUCUGCUUAUUUCUUCCUUAACUUCUUCGUUUUAAAUAUAUCAUUUUAAGCAUUUUUUUUGCCAGUGUACAUGUGCAUUUUGCUGCUUAUGAUUGUUAUGGAGCCGCAGUUUGAGUUGUUUUUUGGGGCUUUCCGCGACACUUGUAAUCAAGUUUUCCCGCGCACAAUGGUGUGCGUGUGUGUGCGUGAGUCUUGCCAUCUCUGUCUCGCCAAGUGUUGCCUACUUUUGUGGGCGGGGGAAAAGCGACGCGUUGAGUGGGCGUGACGGAGGAAGCGCUUAAUUGCUCUAUUUGAUGCCGUCAAAUUGUAUUUUAAUUUCGCAUUUCCCUUUUUAUCAUUCCUGGCUGUGACUGCUGUCUUUAAAUUUCCUUUGUUUUGGCGAACGAAAAGGAAAAGUCAAGCGAAAUUGGUUUUAAAAAGUGAGGAUGCUGAAACAUAAAAAUCACUAGUCUUUAAAUGGUUGAAACGAUAGCUUUAAAUAAUACUCAACGUGUUUAUAAACUACAAUAUUGAUUUUCAUUUCUCAGAUUCUAUAAUAAUCCAAUUUAAAUGUCUUUCAUAUUUUUCUUGUCACUUUUUCUAUACAUUUCAUUCAGUUUAAGUUUUUAAUUUAAUAGUCGUAUCCUAAAUACUUUCCCGUAAGGACAUUUCCUGGUCAUCCUUAUCCUGAGUUAUAUCCUGGCUCUCCUUCAUCUUCGUCAUAUUUUUGGGGCCAUUCUCUUGGCGUUCUUUUUUUUCGAACCGCCUUUGUUUUACUGCGGCUUAUUGUGUUAUGCAGUGUGGCGAACUUGUAUCUAUUUAAAUUUUGUGUGUGGCAACAUGUUUAUUUUAUAACCCCAAGGCAAGAGGAAAAUGCAGGGGGAGUUUUGGGAGUUUGCUUCAUGUUUGACGGAAGUUUAAUUGAAUACACCGCUUACUUGACGGUGGGCGGAGGCGGGGGCGUGGCUGGGGGAAAAUGUAAUUGUGUGCGUGUGUUGGCCGCAAAACAUUUUCCGCAUUUUCCGGGGAAAAGAUGGGACAGCAGCUCGCUAAAACAAAUGGCAAUCAAGUUGAAUUGUUGCACACGCACACAUAAGCGGGAGCGGGGCCGAGGGAUAAUACGUAGGGAAAAACGAGAGGAAAAUAUGUAUAGGGAAAAUAUGAGCAAAAUAAGUGCGGAAGCUGUCAGCCGCUGGCUGAAAUUUACUCAACUUUUUGUGAUUUAAUAAUGAAAUGAGAGUCGGCUUGAAUAUUCCCAUUAUGAGUGUGUAUUUGUAUGGAGAGUGUGAGUGUGAGUGUGAGUGUGAAUGUGUUGGUGCGUAGUACGCGAGUGUGAGUGUGUGUAUCCCCUUAUCCUGGCAUCCUGGUAAAUGGCUUCGCUUUGUAAUGUCUCAAUGGCUGACAAGCGACUGUCGAGCAACAGCUGGCUAAAUAAGUUAAACACUGCUAAAAACACUACAAAAAACACUGCUAAAAAAUGCGGCAUACAUCAGUUUAUCAAUGUCUUAAAAUGGCAGAACUCCAUUAUAAGAUCGUUUAGCUAAUUUCCAUUUAAUACAAAUAUUAUUUUAUUUAUAGCUCACUUAAAACUUUUUUAGAACUUAUUUAAACCAUUUUCUCAAAAAUAUUUUUAAAUAUAUUUCCAAAGUUUUGAUUCCAAAUAUCUCUCUGUGCCUAAUCGUGUCCAUUUAUUUUUAUAGUUUUCCCAGAAAUUCUAACUAAAAUGUUGUAUAUUUUUCCACUCGUUUCAUUAUAUUUCUUACCCAUUUGUUUGUUUGUUUUGACUGCUCUUAGGACCGCCAUUUUUCUCUGUGUUUUUGGCCAGAGCAAAUAGCCCAGCAUCUAGAAAAUUUUUGGCUUGCAGCCGUAUCUUUUCAUCAGUUGAUGAUGAUGAUGACUGCCGGGCGGCCGAGCGAGAAAUAAAAUUAAACAAAUACGAGAUAACAAGCCACUCCAGCAGCAGAAAUUCAAUUACAGCUGCUUCAGGUUGCCGGUUGCAAGUUGCAAGUUGCAUGUGGCCUCGUCUGUCCGAGUGUGUGUUUGUGUGUGUGUGUGAGCAGCACUCGAAGGACGAAGGACAUAGGAUUCGGUUGCCUUGGUGCUCUCUGCUUGGACCCCAGGGCACAUGACACUGGACCCCCCUGGCCACAUGCUCGAAUUGAUUUAAUUGAAAUUUUAUUCGACUCCUGCCCGAACGCCAUUGUGCAACAGUUGUCCUGCUGCAGAGUCCUUUGUGCAUUUGUUGCAUUUUAAUUAAGAGCCGCUUUGUGCUGCCGCCGCAACAAUAAAUCCAAAUCUAGCCGCAAAAUCUAAGCAACCCCCUCAAGUUUAUAUAUAUGUGGCCGCAAGGUUGUGUUCAAAAUAAUAGUAAUAAUCCCAAAGUGUAUCACAUUAUAUUUUGGUUUUCCUCCUUUUCUAAAGCUGUCAAACAAUAUAUAAGAACCAUUCUUUUUAACCCAAACAAUUUUAUGAAAGAACUUCACAACUUCUCUAUAAUCUUCUCGUUAAGUAAAAGUAAUCAUAUAAAACGAAUUCCACAUGUUUUCAAAUUUUUUUUUAAAAACUCUGGAACUCCUAUUAUUUUGAACACAACUGCAUAUAACCAGUUUGUUUGGUUCGUGUAUAAAGCAAAGUAAGCUAAUGCUAAAUUUGUAAUGGAAAUUUGUAAAAAAAAAAAACAAAGACAUAUAUUAAAAUGGAAAUCAUAGUUAUACAAAUGGACUCUACAAGAAUCAGAGCCAUUAAAGGUUGUUCAUAUGCUAAGCGGGAUAUAUCUCUCUAUAUGGUACUGUACUUAUAUCAAAAAAACCGAAAUACACAAUAAUAUUAUGUGCCAUUAUAAGCAGACCUAAAUGCUGAACGAAAAUAAAUAAGAUAAACUAGAGGAAAUGUUAUAGAAUCCUGGAAUCCUUCGACUUUUCACAUUCUGUAUAUAGUUUUGUUGUGGCUAAGAUCCAUUCAAAUGUGUAAUAAAUUAAGUUCUCAUUGCGUUGCUUUUAAAUUACAAUUACUUUAAGCCUAAGAAAUGUAUAUAAGACAGCUAAUAAAGAAAAGUUAAAGCUAAAAAUAAAAUGUAUAUAGCCAACGAGAAUAAACUGUAAUGCGUAUUUAGGAUGGAUUUAAGUAUCGAUCAAUGAAGUUCACCCAAAACCCAAACAAAAAAACAAAAAACUGAAGCUUAAUCAAAGUUCUCUCGAUAAUCCCCCUGAAAAAUGGAGAGCCGCUCUAUAUAAACCAGCAGUAAACGCAUAAAGUAAAGUAUAUCUUAUAUAUAUAAUAAAUAAACAAGCAUAUAUAUACAAGACAAAUUAUAUAUAUUAUAUGGUAAACGAACAAAUUCUACAAAUA
Messenger RNA from Drosophila subpulchrella, 8067 nucleotides. RefSeq names its product lachesin (gene DIP-alpha). The transcript is spliced from 9 exons. Lineage: Eukaryota; Metazoa; Arthropoda; Insecta; Diptera; Drosophilidae. Gene Ontology annotation, cellular component: neuron projection. The record is from RefSeq and is a predicted model, not a curated record. The coding region runs from base 1 to 1680 and encodes 559 amino acids.